UGAGGUGAUUCACGGAGCGACUUCAAGCCUGUGGCUCUCGCUCCGCCCGGGAGCAGAUAGGAGCACGUACCUCCCGCUGGGCCGCUGGACCCAAGGGCUGCCUUGGGAACGGUUCUGCCGCAUGUGAUGAAAGUGUCUGCUCUCAGGGAAAGCACAGCCAUGGCUUCCCCAGCGCCCCGGGAGAUGGAGGAGGAGCUGGUAUCUUCUGGCUCUGAGCCAGGUGACCCUCAGGCCAAACCCCCAGUCAAGCCCAAACCCCGGGCUCUGCCGGCCAAGCCAGCCCUGCCAGCCAAACCCAGCCUGCUGGUACCUGUUGGGCCUCGACCUCCUCGGGGUCCCCUGGCCGAGCUGCCUUCUGCGCGGAAGAUGAACAUGCUGGCGGGACCCCAGCCCUAUGGUGGCAGCAAGCGUCCACUCCCUUUUGCACCGAGGCCCGUGACUGUGGCCUCUACUGGAGGAGACGCCACCCCAGAGACUGGGAAAGAGGAGGCUGGGAAAGAAGAGCUGCCCCCGCUGACACCCCCAGCUCGAUGUGCCCCCCCGGGGGGCGUGCGGAAGGCCCCUGCUCCCUUCCGUCCGACCUCGGAGCGCUUUGCAGCCACCACGGUGGAGGAGAUCCUGGCCAAGAUGGAGCAGCGAAAGGAGGUCCCCGCCAGCCCUGACCGCCUCUGGGGCUCCUGCCUCCCCUUCAACCACGACGGCAGCUCCAGAUACGGCUCCCGGACCUAUGGCGUGGCCGCGAGUCCUCGGGACGAGGACCGUGGGACCGUCUCCAAGGGGUGUUCCCAGGGGGGGCCAGCGAAGGCCCCCACAGAGUGCCCGGAAGAGCACAGCAAGACCCCCGAGGAGAGGAGCCCCCCUGCGGACCGGGCCUACAACGGGGGCCUGGCUCAGCUGGCCAGCAUGGAGCCAGCUGCCGAGGCUUCCAAGCCUUGGGUGCCCCCAAGUCCGGGCCCUGCUGCAGAGAACGGAGACUCCGCCAGCCCUGGCCUACCUGCUGAAGCCUCGGACCCAGCCACUGGGUCUCCCUGUCCCCGCUCGCCAGAGAAGACAGCUCUCCACCAGUCUCAGCUUCCAGAGACCCAGAGUCCAGGUGCUUCUGGGCCUUCUCCCUGCCUCCCUGCGACUCCAACCUCUCCUGCUGCCUCCCUGCCCGAGGAGGGCUCCUGCCAUCACCCUAGCCCAGAGCUCUGUGCUCCAGGAGCCUCCGAGGCCCCCGGCCCCAGCAGCCCCCGCAGCCCCCGCCUCGUCAAGGUGUCUGGGCGCCACAGCCCAGACCUGCUUGUGGCCGCCUCGCCCCGGCCCCUGACGGAGGUGGGUGAGAUGCUGGAUCUGAAGCGGACGUUUCCCUCCAGCGAGGAGGCUGUCCCAGGUGACCUCCGGCCCACCAGCCUGGCUCAGCGCAGAUUUUCUGAAGGUGUGCUCCGGCCCCCGGCCCAAGACCAGAAGCUGGGGGGCUCUCUGGUGGCCCUGUCCGAGGCCCAGGGAAGCCAGUCGGCCUUGGAUCGCCCCUUUGGGAGUGGGACAGAGUCCAACUGGAGCUUGUCACAGUCCUUUGAAUGGACCUUCCCGACACGGCCUACUGGUCUCGGGGUGUGGCGGCUGGACUCCCCGCCCCCUUCUCCCAUCACCGAAGCCACGGAGGCUGCGGAGGCGGCUGAGGCGGGGGACUGGCCCCCAUCCAGCAGGGAGGAAGGAGAGGCCCAGCGGGGCCAACAUGCCCGGUCAGCUCCGGAGAGGCCAGGAAGGCCAGGCUCCUGGGUACAGGCCGAUGAUCUGGGCAUCUCCUCAAGCCCAAAGGCUGACAAGGAGUGUCAGCCUCAGGCCCCAGCUGUCUCCCCUGAGCCCCUAGCCACGACAGGGAGCCCUCCUGCCUCCACCCUGUGGCAAGCCGAGGAGAGAUACGAGGAGGAGCAGCCCCUGGCCAGACAGGAGUCCCUGUGCCCUCUGGCCCCUGGGGAGGCUGCUUUGCCCAUCCUGGAGCCCAUCCUGGGGCAGCAGCGGCCAGCACCCUUCGACCAGCCCUGCGUCCUCUUUGCCGACACCCCUGAUCCCCGGCAAGCAUCGCCUGCCGAGGAGGAGGCUGUGACCCUGACUCAGGCUGAGACCACCCAAGCCAGGACAGAGGCUCAAGACCCCCGGAGGGCGUCCCCCGACCCUGUAGGCCCGGAGGACAGUUCCCGCUGGCUGGAUGACCUCCUGGCUUCGCCCCCACCUAGUGCUGGCAGUGCAAGGCGAGGCGCUGGAUCUGAACUGACCGAUGCACAGACCCCAAGUGCCUGCCCCGAGGGACUCCUCGGUUGGGCCCAGAAGGAUCUGCAGAGUGAAUUUGGCAUUGCAGCAGACACCCACCCUGGCAGCUUCAGCCCAGUGGUUUCCACGCAGCAGUUUCAGCCCAGCUGGUCCCAAGAUACCUCUCAGGACUAUGGCCUUGGGGGUGCCAGUCCUAGAGGAGACCCAGGCCUUGGAGAGAGGGGCUGGUCCCCCAAGUGUGGGCAAGGAAUAGGGGAAGGGAGCACUAGGGAGUGGGCGAGCAGGCGAGGCCCUGGCCAGCAGGAGAUGGAGGUUAGCGGCCAAGGUGGGAGUGGAGCUUCUGCCCUGGGUGGCCUGGGAGCCCAGGGCCGAGUGAUUGGCAAGCCCGCCCCGCAGAGCCCCGAGGCAGAUGUCCAGGCCUGGGAGUUCAGGAAGAGGGACUCCCAGGGCGCUUACUCCAGUCGGGAUGCCGAACUCCAGGACCAGGAAUUCGGGAAGAGAGAGUCACUGGGCGCUUACUCCAGUCGGGAUGCCGAACUCCAGGACCAGGAAUUCGGGAAGAGAGAGUCACUGGGCGCCUACUCCAGUCGGGAUGCCGAACUCCAGGACCAGGAAUUCGGGAAGAGAGAGUCACUGGGCGCCUACUCCAGACGGGAUGCCGAACUCCAGGACCAGGAAUUCGGGAAGAGAGAGUCACUGGGCGCUUACUCCAGUCAGGAUGGAGGCCUGCGGAACUGGGAAUUUGAGAAGAGAGAUUCACUGGGUGCUUAUGGCAGCCGGGAUGCAGAUGAACAGAGCCAAGAACUAGGGAAUAGUGAGCACCCAGGCAGGUAUAGCAGCCAGCAUGCAGGGGAGCAGGACCGGGAGUUUGGGGGGAAAGAGUCUGCCGUGGAGCGGCGGGACCAGGAUUUCGGGAAGAGUGCCUGGAUGAGGGACUACAGUGACCACAGCAGCACCCUGGGCCUUGGCUCUCAGGACAGAGGCUUCGGGUCGAGAACCACGAGUGCCGGGUUCAGCCCUGAGGAUGCACAGCAGCAGGACGAGGAGUUUGAGAAGAAGAUUCCGAGUGGUGGUGGGCUGGGGGAAGCAGGCAGGGCUGGCAGCCAGCCCGAAGAGAGAGAGCUGGGGGGCUUGUUCAGCCCCAGCACCCCCCAUUCGCAGGACGGGGCCCUUGGACAGAGAGACCGGAGCAGCUGGCAAGGCAGCAGUGCCAGCCAAGAAGUUGGAGAGCUGCAGGGGAGACCACGGGCCGGGUGCCGGAGCCCAGGCGGGCCUGACCAGGGAGACGGGGACACCGGGCAGCGAGGCUGGGCCAGUGACUUCAGCCUCGGUGCCGUUCACCAGUCGGGGACAGCCUUCAGUCCAGAGCAGCGAGACUGGAGUGGUGACUUCUGCAUGGAGGUUACUGAGAGGAGCCAUCAGUUUGGCAUCAUCGGCGAUGACCGGGUGAGCGGCGCGGGCCUGAGCUCUCCUGACAAGUUGGGAAGUGGUCACUUUGUGUCUCCAGACAAGACCUCUGCUGGGCCACUGGAUUGGACUGACCAGCUAGGCCUCAGGAACUUGGAAGUGUCCAGCUGUGCAGGUUCUGGGAGCUCGAGUGAGGCCAGGGAGCAUGCCCUGGGCCAGAGAGGCUGGUCAGACAAGCUGAGCUCGAGUGACCUGGGCCUGUCCAGCCGUUUGGAGACUGGAAGACCUGAGGAGCCCAGGGGGGUUGUAGGGGGCGAGAAGGACUGGACUUCAGAUGUCGGGAUGAGGAGCAGAGAGCUAGCUGGGGUGGAGGAGGUGGGUGGCCACAGCCAGGCCAGAGAGAGUGGUGUGGGCCAGACCGACUGGCCCGAUGUAGAGGCGGGAGAGUCUCUUCAAUCCAGGGAACGUGGAGUGGGGCAAGCAGACUGGACACCCGACCUGGGGCUGAGGAACAUGGCGGCUGGCUGUAGCUCUCGGGAGCUCGGGGUGGGCCAGGUGGACUGGGGCAACAACCUGGGCCUGAGGAAUUUGGAGGUGCCCUGUGACCUGGAAUCUGAAGCUUCUCAGGAGCCUCGGGGCUGUGGAGUGGGGCAGAUGGACUGGAGUCAGGACUUGGGGCUCAGGAGCACGGAGCUCUCUGGGGCCCUCGGCGAGGCCAGGGAGCGGGGGGUGGGGGAGGUCAGCCAUCGCCUGGAGCUAGGCCCCAGGGACCACAGCUUGUCCCCGGGCCCGGAGGCUGAAGACCCCGUGGAGGCCAGGGGGUUGGGGGUCGGCGAGACAAGCGGGCCAGAGACCCCAGGCGAUGAUGAGGACUCCUCGCCUUCCUCGGACACCCGCCCUGAAGACCUGGGCAUGGAGCCGGGAGCGGCACCGGGCUUUGGAGCCAGUCCUGGUGGGCACUCGGCCCGCUCCCCACCCUCUGGCUCCCAUGCCCUGCUGGAGGAGAUUCGUGCCGCCGGCAGCACCGAGGCAGCGGCCCGCAGGGAGUCCGCAGCCUCUGGCCUCAGGGGCCUGUUGGAGGAGGCAGGAGCCACAGCAGCUGCAGACCGAGGGGAGCCCCUGCAGCCGGGCAGGGACCCUCUGCCCUCCUGGAGGCCCCAACCUGAUGGUGAAGCCAGCCGGACAGAAGAGGUGGACGGCACCUGGGGCCCUGCCGAGGCUGGGCGGGGUGAGCAGGCCCCCACGCGGCUCCCUCGGCGGCCCCCCCAGGGCCCUCUCCCCAGCGCCCCCAGUCAGGACUUCUCCUUCAUUGAGGACACCGAGGUCCUUGACAGCGCCAUGUUUCGGAGCCGUGCCAGCCUGGGGCGCAAGCGCGGGCACCGGGCCCCCGCCAUCCGGCCUGGGGGAACCCUGGGCCUGUCCCAGGCAGCGGACUCGGACGCACGCCUGUUCCGGGACUGCACAGAGCCACGCGCCGCUCGUGUGCCGUCUUCCGACGAGGAGGUGGUGGAGGAGCCUCAGCACCGCCGGACGAAGAUGUCCCUGGGCUCCAAGGGCCUGAAAGUCAACCUCUUUCCGGGCCUGAGCCCGUCAGCCCUAAAGGCCAAGCUCCGCCCCCGCAACCGCUCAGCAGAGGAGGGGGAAGCGGUGGAGAGCAAGUCGAGCCAGAAGGAGACCACGGUCCAGCGCUCCAAGUCCUGCAAGGUCCCGGGGCUGGGGAAGCCCCUGGCGUUACCUCCCAAACCAGACAAGUCCUCAGGGUCAGAAGGAUCGUCGCCCAACUGGCUACAAGCCCUGAAGCUGAAGAAGAAGAAGGUCUGAGAAGUCACUGAGGUCCUUCCCGUCUGGAAGUCUCAGGCAGUGCCCGCUCCUGUGAGGUCCCCAGUGAGGAGACAGCUGGGGGCCCCCGCGCCCCAGGCCGCAGCCUCUGUCCCCCCAGCGCCCCUGAGGAGCAUCUUGGGAGGCACAUUUAUGCACUUUGUAUCACCUCCCUGCCCCCCACCCGACGCCCCCCUCCGGAUCUGGAUUCCGUCAUUAGUGGUCGAAGGUUUUGGCCCCUCUCGUUCCCUAUUUCUGCCUCCCUCUCUGCUUCCUCCUCGAGCCUCCCUUGGGUUUUUUCUUUUGAUACCAAUUUAUAGCAUUUUUUAUAAAAGCCUUUGAUUUUUGUAACGGGCGGAGCCCUGCCCCACCCUCACCCCCACCCCCGUCUCCCUCCGCCCUGCCAGGUGUCCCACAGAGACCAAUGACAUUUUGCCACUUGAAACAAUAAAGUUUUUUGGGAAUUGGU
Molecule: messenger RNA, 5947 nt
Organism: Condylura cristata (star-nosed mole)
Lineage: Eukaryota; Metazoa; Chordata; Mammalia; Eulipotyphla; Talpidae
Gene: CNOT12
Product: tankyrase 1 binding protein 1, 182kDa
Exons: 12
Coding region: 127-5481 (1784 amino acids)
Biological process (GO): double-strand break repair; cellular response to ionizing radiation
Cellular component (GO): nucleus; heterochromatin
Source: RefSeq, a predicted model, not a curated record